AUGGAGGUGGUCUCUGAACCAAGUGCUCCAAGUUCCCCAGCUCCAAGUUCUCCAAACACUCUGGCUACUCCUCAAGCAUUCCAGCCUCCAAAUCAGCUGUUGCCCAGCCCUCCAAGCACUGCCCCACGCACUUCAAGCCCUUCACAGCUUGGCGUACCAUGGUAUGUGGACUUUCGUCCCAACUGGGACCAGGUGUCAUCAGCCAUUCGACUUAGAGUGGAAAAAGAAGAAAGACCAUUGCCAGACCAGAGAAAGGCCUUCGUGGUCGUGCUCGUGGACCAAAUGAUGCAGCACGACCGCAACCCAUCCAGAGCCAUGUGCCACAGCGUUGUAAGAAACAUUGUCAGGAACCAUCCAAAAACAUUUGGCGACAUUGGCAAGCACGGUGAUACUGUUGGAGACGGAUGUCACUCUCUUCUGCAACAAGUAAAAACGAGAGUGGAGUACAAAAAUAGGAAUAAUACUCUUGCUCAACGCCGCAGACAAGGAAGACCGCGAACGGGAAUGGAAGGAGAGGCCAGACUGGCAAGAGGUCCUGUUGACCAAUACGGGUGUAUGAGGUGGGGCCCAGCAGAUUUGCCAGAGGGGGAGACCGAGGCAACGUUGGAGAAUAGGAAGAGGGAUCUGCUCAACAUCUACUCAGAGGAAGGAAUGAGUGGGGCAGAGAGAGCAGAACCAAUAAUGAAAAAGACAUACAUCAUCCUGCGGAAAUACCUUAACAAAGAGCCUGCCGCAGAGAUGUCCGAGAUCAAACUGGAGUGGCCGUUUCUCUUCUCUCAGAAAUGCCUAUUCUCACACUUUGGCAUCCUGACGGACGUCGAUGUCCUUCAAAAACUACAGGAGGCAAUUACUCGACAAGGACAGACCAUCCUGGAUUACUGUGCAACACUGGACAACCCCAAGAUCCGCGAUGUUCUGGCCCGCUAUGAUCCAGACUCUGACAAGGCUGCCUGCAUCCUGCUGCUCCUAAUGUCAUACUUCAAAGAGCGGAAGGAGAAUUUGAUGCUUGAAGUUGAUCCAUGUGCCACUGCUGUGGACGUUAAUACUGCAGAACUCCCCAGCACCCCCUGUUUGAUCAUUCAAGGUGACAUGAUGAAGCCCUCUGGAUGGCUUAUAUCCAUCGAGGGACAUGUCGUAAUGGGCCCACACCCUUUGUUUUUACACGGAGUAGCUGCUUUCUUCAGCAGCUAUUACGUCUUCAACCUUGAGUAUCCUGCCGCUGGAUCGUCAACGCUGGAGUUUAUUAACAGGUGCUUCUUGGGCAUCAAUCCUGAAAGAGGCUCAAAAACAAAGAAGCGGACAACAAUGAACCCUCAUGUGAGCACCCUUUUGAGGAAACUUAUAGACUUUGAGUGGGCAUCAUAG
This is a messenger RNA of Eleginops maclovinus (Patagonian blennie), 1365 nucleotides long. RefSeq lists its product as uncharacterized. Lineage: Eukaryota; Metazoa; Chordata; Actinopteri; Perciformes; Eleginopidae. Bases 1 to 1365 code for a protein of 454 amino acids. The record is from RefSeq and is a predicted model, not a curated record. The transcript has 7 exons.